This is a messenger RNA of Mustela lutreola (European mink), 1712 nucleotides long. It is a transcript of the gene NME6, whose product is annotated as NME/NM23 nucleoside diphosphate kinase 6. Gene Ontology annotation, biological process: GTP biosynthetic process; UTP biosynthetic process; CTP biosynthetic process. The coding region runs from base 282 to 734 and encodes 150 amino acids. Gene Ontology annotation, molecular function: nucleoside diphosphate kinase activity. NCBI's taxonomy places the organism in Eukaryota, Metazoa, Chordata, Mammalia, Carnivora, Mustelidae. The record is from RefSeq and is a predicted model, not a curated record. The transcript is spliced from 6 exons.
UCCGCGACCGGCUGGGUCCGCAGCCUCCGGGCGAGGACCCCCAGCAGGGCUGCCCGGCCGAACGCCCGAAGGACCCCGCGGGGGCCGCGCAGGCUAGCUAUCGCAGUGCCUGGUGGCCGGGCUCCGCGCUGGAGGACCAGGUGACUCCAGACCUGAACUCCGGCUGGGCUGGGGUUCGAACAGCCCUGGAUCUGGGGAGCGCUUAGGUCCUGCUUCGAAGGCCAGGAGUCGCGCGGCUGUCGGCCCGGAGAAAUGAGGGCCCGCGAGGAGAGGGGAGUGAGAUGACCUCGAUCUUGCGGAGCCCUCAGGCUCUCCAGCUUACUCUGGCCCUGAUCAAGCCUGAUGCUGUUGCUCACCCCCUGAUUCUGGAGGCUGUUCAUCAGCAAAUUCUGAGCAACAAGUUCCUUAUUGUACGAAUGAGAGAACUUCUGUGGAGAAAAGAAGAAUGCCAGCAGUUUUACAAAGAGCAUGAAGGGCGUUUUUUCUAUCAGCGGCUGGUGGAGUUCAUGGCCAGCGGGCCAAUCCGAGCCUACAUCCUGGCCCACAAGGAUGCCAUCCAGCUCUGGAGGACGCUGAUGGGACCCACCAGAGUGUUUCGAGCACGUCACGUGGCCCCAGAUUCAAUUCGUGGAAGUUUUGGCCUCACUGACACCCGCAACACAACCCAUGGCUCUGAUGAGGAUAACAGCUGCCUAUUGCUGCACUACAAAUCACCUCACAAUCUAGUGGCUUAGAACAAUGAUUUAUCUUUAUGUGUCUCUGGAUUGGCUGGGUGAUUCGGCUGGUCUCACUUGGAUUCACUCAUGUGGCUGAAGGUAGGUCAAACAUGGUUUUUUAUCCUGAGCUGCUUCAUAGCAUAAUUGUUUCAGGGUUCCAGGAGGAUAGAGCCCCAUUCACAAGCUUAUCAAGCUUCUGUUUAUAUCAUGUUUGCUAAUAUCCCAUUGGCCAAGGCAAGUCCCGUGGCCAAGCCCAGCAUCCAUGUGGGAAGAGACUAGGUAAGGGCAUGGGUACUGGGAGGUGUGAAUCACUGGGGGGUCAUUACUAGGGCAAUCUACCAUACAGGGCAUAGUGAGGAACCUUGAAUUUAUAUGGAAUUUGUGAAAACAAGUAUUUGCACACAUUAACGAAGGAGAUGAAGAAAUAGCCUGAGAAGGAAGGAAAAAUCCAAGGAUAUGUGCAUCAGGAAAGUCAAGAGGAGAGAGUGUUUCUGGAGAAAGAAGCAAUGUUGAAUAUUAUCGAGAAGUCCAGAAUGAUGAAGCCUUUUAAAUAACCUCUAAUGUGGCAGCAUGGAGGUCACUGUGACCUUGGUAAGAACAAUGCCUCUGUGCCAACAUGGGGGCUACCUUGCAUGGAAGAUAAUGGGCUAAAGCAUUUAUAGUGUCAUGCUACCCUGGGGUUAGAGUGGGAUGUCUGGGAGUCAGAGAAUCUUCUCACAUCUGAAUCUAUAAAUGUAUCUGCAUGUGCUCCCCUCUUCUCUUCCUGUUACAACAUAGGAAGUGUCCUGCUUUCCAUUAAGCCUUCUAUGUGCUCUGAACCCCACCUGGCUCUUUUGGUUUUCUGGUCUCUACUGCACUUUCACCUCUCUCUGCUGAGUCCCUUUGAAUUCAAAUAUGUUUUGAAAACAUGUUUGGGUAAUUCGGCAUGGAGCCUAUUUAAAAUUUAAAAAAAAUUAAAAAUAAAUAAAAGCAAGCCUUAAUACAUCAUCUCCUUCA